Messenger RNA from Ornithorhynchus anatinus (platypus), 1455 nucleotides. Its product is annotated as olfactory receptor 10Q1-like. Gene Ontology annotation, cellular component: membrane. Gene Ontology annotation, molecular function: G protein-coupled receptor activity; olfactory receptor activity. Gene Ontology annotation, biological process: G protein-coupled receptor signaling pathway. The record is from RefSeq and is a predicted model, not a curated record. NCBI's taxonomy places the organism in Eukaryota, Metazoa, Chordata, Mammalia, Monotremata, Ornithorhynchidae. Bases 394 to 1344 code for a protein of 316 amino acids. The transcript has a single exon.
UUGAAUUUCCCCAACUUUUACCCCGAAAGAGAACAUAAAGGAGCCACCCAUCCUCCAAGGUGGGCAGUAUUCUCCAUCUUCAUUGAGGACAGGACAAGAAACCAACCUCCCCUAUAGCAGGGGAGCUCUGAGCCGGAGAAGAUUAUGUUCUGGUUGAAGGUUGGAAUUGCCAAACUUUGAAAUCCAAGGAAAACUCUGGAGAGCCUCUCUAGAUGCCUUAGGUCUGCUUCUUCCUUGAAGCAAGGGAAUGUGUUGGGGGAUUCCAUUGUUUUGCGCUCUCUUAAGCACUUAGUACAGUGCUCUGCACACAGUAAGCACUCAGUAAAUACCAUUGAUUGAUUGAGGAGCUCCAAAUGUUCCUUUCAGCCAAACGCAUCUAUCUGAGGACAAGAGAUGGACCCUGUGCAAGAAAACUCAACCUCACCGUCUGAGUUCAUCAUCCUGGGCUUCGGCAACCACCCUGAACUGCAGCUCUUCUUCUUCGGGCUCUUCUUCAUCAUACACCUAAUCACCCUGACUGGGCACCUGACCAUCGUACUGGUCACCUCAGUGUCCCACUCCCUCCGGAUCCCCAUGUACUUCUUCCUCCGCAACCUGUCGGCCAUCGAGAUCCUCUACAUCUUGGUGAUCGUCCCCAACAUGCUGGCCAACUUCCUUUCCAAGAACAAGACAAUCUCCUUUGUCGGCUGCGCCCUACAGAUGCACUGCUUCAUCGCCCUCGGGGGAGCAGAGUGCUUCCUGCUGGCCUUCAUGUCCUACGACCGCUACGUGGCCAUCUGUCAACCGCUGAGGUACGCAGUGAUCAUCAACAGGACCCUCUGUUUCCAGAUGCUGGCCAUAGCGGGCCUCAGCGGCUUUGCGCUUUCACUCUCCCUCACCGUCCUGAUCUUCCGGCUCCCUUUCUGCGGCUCCCACGCCAUCAAUCACUUCUUCUGCGACAUCCCUGCCCUGCUCUUCCUGGCCUGCACGGACUCGCCGGUCAACGAAGUCGCGGUCUUCAUCGUCUGCGUGCUCAUCCUCCUCAUCCCCUUCUUCCUGAUCCUGCUCUCCUACGCCUUCAUCGCGGCGGCCAUUUUGAGGAUCCGGUCGGCCGAGGGAAGACGCAAGGCCUUCUCCACGUGCGCCGGCCAUCUGGUGGUCUCCCUCCUGCACAACGGCUGUGCCAUCUUCAUCUACAUCCGGCCCAAGUCCGCCUACGCUCCGGACCAGGACAAGGUGGUGUCCCUGGUCUACACCAACGUGACCCCGAUGCUCUACCCCAUGAUCUACAGCCUGAGGAACCAGGAGGUACAGGGAGCCCUCAGGAGAGUCUUGGGGAGGAAGAUAAUUUCUUGGGUAUCUUAGGUCUUGGUGGGAUUCUUUUGGCCAACUCGUCAUGGGACAGUCCCAGGGUCUCUCAGGUCCCCAGUGGCUGUUCUUGGGGCACUUUUGCAGAUCUACCGCAGUCCGGCUCAC